GUAUCAUCGUCAUCAUUCACUAGCGGAGCUCGAGCUUCUUCUUCUUCUUCCUUCUUCUCUAAUGAUCGCUUUCUUCCGUCGCUGAAUCCGAUCGCUCCGUCGCUUUUCCUUCCUGCAAUCAGAUCCUCCGCUCUCGUCGUUACCAGAACUAAAAAAGAGUUGUACAAGGAGUACUUACUAGUACUACCACCUUGCAUGCAGAAGAAAGGGAAACAGAUCUUUAGUUAGGAUGACUUUACGUGGAGAUGAUUCGGAAACUAUAGAGAUGGCUCCAACCGGUAUGAUUUUUGAGCCAAUCUUGGAGCAAGGAGUUUUCCGGUUUGACUGUUCUGUGGAGCAUAGAAGAUCAGCGUUUCCAAGUGUUUCUUUUAAGAACAGCAAGGACCGUGAAGUGCCAAUUAUAAGUCACAAUGUUCCAGCGUAUACUCCUACUUGUGCUUGUCUUCAGGAGAAACAAGUCGUCACCUUUGAGUUUUCUCCGGGAACUUCGUUUUAUGGUACUGGAGAAGUUGGUGGCCAGUUGGAGAGAACAGGGAAACGGGUUUUUACAUGGAACACUGAUGCAUGGGGAUAUGGGUCUGGAACCACUUCACUGUACCAGUCACAUCCAUGGGUACUAGCCGUCCUUCCAAGUGGAGAAACACUAGGUGUUCUUGCUGAUACAACGCGAAAGUGUGAGAUUGAUCUAAGGAAAGAGGGAAUCAUACGAAUUAUCGCACCAACAUCCUAUCCAAUAAUCACAUUUGGUCCAUUCUCCUCACCGACUGCUGUUUUGGAAUCCCUGUCUCACGCCGUUGGAACUGUUUUUAUGCCUCCAAAGUGGGCCUUAGGCUACCAUCAAUGCCGUUGGAGUUAUAUGUCUGACAAGCGAGUAGCCGAGAUAGCUGAAACAUUUCGUGACAAGAAGAUUCCAUCUGAUGUGAUAUGGAUGGACAUUGACUACAUGGAUGGCUUUCGUUGUUUUACAUUCGACAAGGAGCGUUUCCCGGAUCCUAGUGCUUUGGCAAAACAUCUCCAUAAUAAUGGUUUCAAAGCGAUCUGGAUGCUUGACCCUGGAAUAAAGAAGGAGGAAGGUUAUUAUGUCUACGAUGGUGGAAGUAAAAAUGACGUUUGGAUUAGACGAAAAGAUGGGAAGCCAUUUACUGGUGAGGUAUGGCCUGGGCCAUGCGUUUUCCCUGACUAUACAAAUUCUGAAGCUCGCUCUUGGUGGGCUAAUUUGGUUAAGGACUUUAUCUCAAAUGGUGUUGAUGGUAUAUGGAAUGAUAUGAAUGAGCCAGCCAUUUUUAAAGUCGUGACAAAGACGAUGCCUGAAAACAAUAUUCACAGAGGAGAUGAUGAGCUUGGAGGUGUUCAAAACCACUCACACUACCACAAUGUGUACGGGAUGCUGAUGGCAAGAUCAACUUAUGAAGGGAUGGAGCUAGCUGAUAAGAAUAAGCGACCUUUUGUCUUGACAAGGGCUGGAUUCAUAGGUAGCCAGAGAUAUGCUGCGACUUGGACAGGAGAUAACCUUUCAACCUGGGAACAUUUACAUAUGUCUAUAUCCAUGGUACUUCAGCUGGGGCUUAGUGGUCAGCCCUUAUCAGGGCCAGACAUUGGUGGCUUUGCUGGCAAUGCCACUCCGCGGCUAUUUGGAAGAUGGAUGGGUGUUGGAGCUAUGUUUCCAUUCUGUCGUGGUCAUUCUGAGGCUGGUACUGAUGACCAUGAACCAUGGUCCUUUGGGGAAGAGUGUGAGGAAGUCUGUCGUGCCGCACUGAAGAGGCGUUACCAACUCCUACCACAUUUUUACACCCUAUUUUACAUUGCUCAUACAACUGGUGCUCCCGUUGCAGCUCCGAUCUUUUUUGCUGAUCCUAAAGAUUCCCGGCUAAGGACAGUUGAAAAUGCCUUUCUUUUGGGUUCACUUCUUAUCCAUGCAAGCACUUUUUCUAAUCAAGGAUCACACGAGUUGCAGCAUAUAUUGCCCAGAGGAAUUUGGUUGAGGUUUGAUUUUGAAGAUUCACAUCCGGAUUUGCCGACAUUAUACUUACAAGGUGGAUCCAUCAUAUCAGUUGGUCCUCCACAUCUACAUGUUGGGGAAUCUAGUCUGUCAGAUGACUUAACCCUACUUGUGUCAUUAGAUGAAAAUGGGAAAGCUUUAGGACUCCUAUUUGAAGAUGAUGGAGAUGGAUAUGGCUACACCAAAGGCAGAUAUUUAAUUACACACUAUAUUGCUGAGCGACAUUCUUCCAUUGUUACUGUGAAGGUUUUAAAAACUGAAGGAGAGUGGCAGAGGCCAAAGCGAUGUAUUCAUGUUCAGUUAUUGCUCGGCGGAGGUGCAAUGCUUGAUGCUUGGGGAAUGGAUGGAGAGAUUAUCCAGAUUAAGGUGCCUUCUGAAAGUGAAGUUUCAGAGUUAAUAUCCACGAGCAAUGAGCGCUUUAAACUUCAUAUGGAAAAUACAAAACUGAUACCUGAGAAGGAAGUGCUCCAUGGACAAAAGGGAAUGGAACUUUCAAGAGUGCCAGUUGAGCUAAACAGUGGCAACUGGAAACUUAAUAUAGUUCCUUGGAUUGGUGGAAGGAUAUUAUCUAUGACUCAUGUUCCAUCAGGAGUUCAAUGGCUUCAUAGCAGGAUAGAUAUCAAUGGUUAUGAAGAGUACAGUGGUACUGAGUACCGGUCAGCUGGAUGUACGGAGGAAUAUAAAGUUAUUGAGAGGGAUUUGGAACAUGCAGGAGAAGAAGAAUCUCUUAUCCUAGAAGGUGAUGUAGGCGGUGGACUGGUUCUUCAACGUAAAAUUGCCAUACCUAAAGACAAUCCCCGAGUUUUUCAGAUAGCCUCUAGCAUUGAAGCCCGUAGUGUUGGUGCUGGUUCUGGUGGAUUUUCUAGGCUGGUAUGCUUAAGAGUCCAUCCAACUUUCUGUCUUAUGCAUCCAAUCGAAUCGUUUGUCUCAUUCACAUCGGUUGAUGGUACAAAGCAUGAAGUAUGGCCAGAAUCUGGAGAGCAGUUAUAUGAAGGGAACAACCUGCCACAUGGUGAAUGGAUGUUGGUGGACAAGAGCCUCAAUCUACGGCUGGUAAACAGGUUCGAGGUUAGUCAGGUGUUCAAAUGUAUUGUCCACUGGGACUGUGGAACCGUUAACUUGGAGCUAUGGUCUGAAGACCGACCUGUUUCCAAGGAAUCUCCUCUUAAGAUCGAGCAUGAAUAUGAAGUCACAAGUUUCCCAUAAAAUGUAUUGCAUAUGUAUGUAUUUACAACAUCAACUCAUUUCCAAUGAUAAUGUACGCAUAUGUAUGCAUUCUUGUUUUUAAUAAAUCCAAUGAUAAUCAA
Molecule: messenger RNA, 3306 nt
Organism: Eutrema salsugineum
Lineage: Eukaryota; Viridiplantae; Streptophyta; Magnoliopsida; Brassicales; Brassicaceae
Product: alpha-glucosidase 2
Exons: 23
Coding region: 230-3205 (991 amino acids)
Biological process (GO): carbohydrate metabolic process
Molecular function (GO): hydrolase activity, hydrolyzing O-glycosyl compounds; carbohydrate binding
Source: RefSeq, a predicted model, not a curated record